CCAGGGAGUCCGGCGAGUCGCUGGGGGAGCGGAGCAGACACCGCGCGCAGCCAGAGCUCGGCGCUGGGAUCCAGUAGAUCCGAGCCUGACGGAUCGGAGCCACAGAUCCGAGACGUAGAUCGGAGCCAGGGCGUGGAGGGGUGGCAGCGAGGGGAGGGUCUCUGCUCCUGGAGGUUGGGGCCAUGGCCUCCAUGCUGCUCGCGCGGCAGCUGGCCCGCAGCUGCCAGCACAGCUUCCACCUUCUGGUGCCAGGAUCCAGACACAUCAGUCAAGCUGCAGCCAAAGUCGAUAUUGAGUUUGAUUAUGAUGGUCCUCUGAUGAAGACGGAAGUCCCAGGGCCUAGAUCUCAGGAGUUAAUGAAGCAGCUGAACAUGAUUCAGAAUGCAGAGGCUGUGCAUUUCUUCUGCAAUUACGAAGAGAGCAGAGGCAACUACCUGGUUGAUGUGGAUGGCAACCGGAUGCUGGACCUGUAUUCUCAGAUCUCCUCUGUCCCCAUAGGUUACAGCCACCCUGCCCUGGUGAAACUCCUCCAACAGCCUCAGAAUGCGAGCACAUUCAUCAACAGACCUGCCCUCGGAAUCCUGCCUCCCGAGAACUUUGUGGAGAAGCUCCGGGAGUCCUUGCUAUCGGUGGCUCCCAAAGGGAUGUCCCAGCUCAUCACCAUGGCCUGCGGCUCCUGCUCCAAUGAAAAUGCCUUCAAGACCAUCUUCAUGUGGUACCGGAGCAAGGAAAGGGGGCAAAGGGGCUUCUCCAAAGAGGAGCUGGAGACCUGCAUGAUUAACCAGGCCCCUGGGUGCCCUGACUACAGCAUCCUCUCCUUCAUGGGCGGAUUCCACGGCAGGACCAUGGGUUGCCUAGCGACCACGCACUCCAAAGCCAUUCACAAGAUCGACAUCCCUUCCUUCGACUGGCCCAUUGCACCCUUCCCACGGCUGAAAUAUCCUCUGGAAGAGUUUGUGAAAGAAAACCAACAGGAAGAAGCCCGCUGCCUGGAAGAGGUGGAAGAUCUAAUUGUGAAGUAUCGGAAGAAGAAAAAGACGGUGGCCGGGAUCAUCGUGGAGCCCAUCCAGUCAGAGGGAGGAGACAACCACGCAUCGGACGACUUCUUCCACAAGCUGCGAGACAUUGCCAGGAAGCAUGGCUGUGCCUUCUUGGUGGAUGAGGUCCAGACUGGGGGGGGCUGUACUGGCAAGUUCUGGGCUCAUGAGCACUGGGGCUUGGACGACCCAGCAGAUGUGAUGACCUUCAGCAAGAAGAUGAUGACCGGCGGCUUCUUCCACAAGGAAGAGUUAAGGCCCAACGCCCCAUACCGGAUCUUCAACACCUGGCUGGGGGACCCAUCCAAGAACCUACUGCUGGCCGAGGUCAUCAAUGUCAUCAAGAGGGAAGACCUGCUGAGUAACGCGGCGCAUGCCGGGAAGGCCCUGCUCACAGGGCUGCUGGACCUCCAGGCCCGGUACCCCCAGUUCAUCAGCAGAGUGAGAGGCAGAGGCACCUUUUGCUCCUUCGACACUCCAGAUGAGUCCAUACGUAAUAAGCUCAUCUUAAUGGCCAGAAACAAAGGUGUGGUGUUGGGGGGCUGCGGCGACAAAUCCAUUCGUUUCCGACCCACAUUGGUCUUCAGGGAUCACCAUGCUCACCUGUUCCUCAAUAUUUUCAGUGACAUCUUAGCAGACUUCAAGUAAAGAAGCCAUUUCCGCUGCACUCUGAGAAAGCCCUGAUCUCAACAGUUGUCAAAUUGAUUAGUUUGCCUAAUUCAUGUUUUCACUUAAAAUUGAGUCAGAGGUGA
Molecule: messenger RNA, 1789 nt
Organism: Nycticebus coucang (slow loris)
Lineage: Eukaryota; Metazoa; Chordata; Mammalia; Primates; Lorisidae
Gene: ABAT
Product: 4-aminobutyrate aminotransferase
Exons: 16
Coding region: 183-1685 (500 amino acids)
Biological process (GO): GABA catabolic process
Cellular component (GO): mitochondrion
Molecular function (GO): pyridoxal phosphate binding
Source: RefSeq, a predicted model, not a curated record